GGCCAAGCAAGACGCCACGCUGGACCCGGACGGAGGCCCUCUGAAGAACAGCUUCAACAACCCGGCCUACUACGUGCUGGAGGGGGUCCCGCACCAGCUGCUGGUCUCGGAGCUGCCCCCCGUCAGCCUGGCCAAGCCCCCGGCCCCCCGGAACAAAGUCCAGAUCACGGUGCCCAUCCAGCCGGAGCACCGGCGCCCCCAGCAGCCCCCCUCCCGGGCUGAGGAGAGCUCCGAAGAGGAGGAGGCUGGUGUCCUCAACCUGCCGCCCCCGGACUUCCCGCCCCCGCCGCUGCCCAAGUCAGUGGAGUUUGACGUGGCCGAUAGUUCCUUGUACACUGCCGUGGCCAGCCGGGGGGAGGAGCCCGGGACCAGCAAGCCCCGCCCCUCCGUGGCCUUCAGCGAGCCCUUGGAAGCCAAGCCCCCCAAGCUGCACCCCAGGUCUGGCCCGCCUCUAGGGCCGAGCUUUCUGAUGGAGCCCGCCAGUGCGCCGCAAGCCCCCGGCACCCUCCUGGACGACCGGUCCUGCUCAGUGCUUCAGAUGGCCAAGACGCUCAGCGAGGUGGACUACCCUGGCGGUGGCGGGGCCGGGCUGGGGCGGGAGCAGCAGGGCCGGCCCCCCACGCACCCCCUGACCAAAGUGAGGCUGGACCUUCCCCACCGGUGCCUGCACCCCGACUACAGCCGCCCCAUCGCCUUCCCGCCCCGCUCCAUCCGGGAGAGCAUCGAAGAAGACUUGGCGGAAGAGGCCCUGGGCCAGGACGGACGCAGCAGCUCCAGGCAGAGUGAGUCCAGCGUGGGGGAGUGGUUGCGGGCCAUCGGCAUGGAGAGAUACGAGGAGGGCCUGAUCCACAACGGCUGGGACGACCUGGAGUUCCUCAGUGACAUCACCGAAGAGGACCUGGAAGAAGCCGGCGUGAUGGACCCCCUCCACAAACGCCUCCUCCUGGACCACCUGAGGCUCCGGAAGUAGCCGAGCCCACCCCGGGCCGUCCCCCGUGGGCCUCCGCGCCGCUCCCGGGGAUGCCCCUCCUUCCUUGUGGCUUUUAGAGUCCCUUCCCGCCCGCUCGCCCACCCUGCCAAGCGCGCCGUAUGGACGGCUGCCGCCCCCGUGGUUCGUCCAGGAGCGCGUCUCCCCCCGGUGGGGAGGAACGGCGACCAGACCCUCCUGCAGGCGGCCGUGACAAAGGCUGGCCUCGAAAUCUGGGCACCCACGAGGAGACCGUCCCCUAUGCAGGGACGUCGCCGCAGUGUGGCUACGUGACUGCCCUCCACCACCGCCACCCCGCAGACACCCCCCCUGGUUUCCUGGCAGAGUUGGGGCCCGGCAAACACAAGUGGUCCAGGCGGGGGGGGCACCCCGGAGUGGCCCAGGCUGAGUGGGGCAGAGCGGCGUCCUGCGCCCCCCCUCUCCGCUGCCGGUUAAGUUAUUCUUAUUUAUUGCGACAACAGAAGGAUUCUACGCCGCCCCCCCUUCCCCGUUCCGAAGGACCCCACUCUCCACUCCUGCUCGUCGGCGUUGCCAAGACGAGUGCCCACCCACCACGCCCUGAUUUAUCCGUGGCCGGGUCUCCCCUUCCAGGCCGACAGCUCCCUCUACGACUGGGGAAUCGAGGCCUGCUGCCCUGCCCGUGGACUUAUGGGGCAGCAGGCCCCAAGGGGGCAUCGUUGGAUAGAGCUAUGUGGGGCCUGCGGAGCCCCUCCGUCAAGUGAAAGGUGGGUGUUUAGGAGGGGGCCAGUUUUGAGCCCACGGACCCUCCCUUUCUCAGCACCUCUCCUUUACCGCCCGCUAAGGAGCCCCGGACAUUCCGACACCCGUCGGCCUCUGGGAAGAGGAGCUGUGGGGGAUUGAACCUCCCCGUCGCAUCCGGAGUGCCUUCCCUCUUCCGAGAGCUUUGCCCGUGUGGCCGGCCGCGACACGGAAACGCGACCCGUUCCCGCCUUGCUCGGUUUCUGUCCUCGCUGCGGCCAUCGGGGCCCGCCGAGCGGCAGUAACCUUUUGCUUCCGUGUCUUCUGCUUUAAAGCGUCUGCCUUAAAUACAACCACCCACCCCGACACCCGUUUGACGACAAUCUCCAAAAUAGGCUCAGGUAGCCCCAAAGGUGCCAGCAUGGCUGAGCAUCCCGGGAAGGUCUUCCAGCCGCAAAAGAAGUCGGUUGGUUUGACUUUAGAUGUCGGGACAGGGGAGUGUUGGGGGAGUCUGCUGAGACCCAGCACAGCCCCCUUUUGAGGUCCUCCCCCCUCUGACGUUCCAGCAUUGGAAUAUCUCACAGGAAGUCCGUCCUCCCGAACGUCACUGUGUACCACAGAGCAGCCAAUCACAGAUGACUGUGGGGCAGCCAGUAGGGUCAGAGGGUGUGUGGCUACAAGCCAGGUCCCAGGCAAAGGUGAGCCGGCACCUCCCAGGUUUUUCAAGUUGGAGGAAGUCAGAGGUGCGAGAAUUCGUCUCAGGCUCCGCCCUCUUUCCAUCCCAGUUGGCCGUCCCAGCAUGCAUUGGGAAGGGGGGUAGGGUACCCUUGGCGGCCCUUUCUCGGCGCUCCCGGGUAUCCAUCCGGCCCCGCACCGUUUAUAAGGAACUGUAAGCCUCUGUUGAGCAUGCCAUUUUUAUUCUUGGUGGGAGGCAAGUCACCGAGGUUCGGUUCUCUUUGCAAACCCUGCCCUCUUAAUCCAUGCAAACAAGGUACCCGCGGGAACGUCGCGGGGGCCACGUCCUGUCCCUAAGCGGAGGAGGAUUGGGGCAGCGGGCCUAGCUGGCAGGCUCCGCUUGGCCCCCGCACAAACAUAUUGUCACCGAGUGCCUUAGUUUAUAACUUGAUGGGUGUUGGGGGGGGGGGGUCCUCUGUCCCUGUGCCUGUUGAGUUUGGAAGAAGUUUUGCAGGAGACCGUGUGGCCUUAUGCAGCGUAAGAAGGAGCUAGUCUCUGGAACUGAAAUGAAGGAUGUCCCCCACCCAUCCCUUUUCCCCCUCCUGCAAGAUUGCCAUAAUGUGGGGGGCCAGGGGGGUGGAGCAGAUGGGGGGGACUUGAUUGGCCGCCUCUCUAUCACACCCCUCUACCCCCGUUCUCUUCUUAGUUUGGUGUGAGUUUAACCCCCCUACUAAAUCGUUCUUCCGUGUUUGUAUUUUAUGUGUACGGGCGUGUACGUUUUGUGUUGUAUUUUUUUAAUGUUUAAUUUAAUUGUCAUUUGAAAUUCUUCCUUCUUAUGCUUAAAAUUUCACAGGGCGGGGGGGAGAGAACCCCCCACCCCAAAACAUUCACAUUUCAUGUCUUUAGUUUACCACAUCUUGAUCCAAUA
Gekko japonicus is the source of this 3290-nucleotide messenger RNA. RefSeq names its product phosphatidylinositol 3,4,5-trisphosphate 5-phosphatase 2-like. Gene Ontology annotation, molecular function: protein binding. NCBI's taxonomy places the organism in Eukaryota, Metazoa, Chordata, Lepidosauria, Squamata, Gekkonidae. The record is from RefSeq and is a predicted model, not a curated record. The annotation marks the transcript as partial. The transcript is spliced from 3 exons.